GUGUUGGGUUGUGCUCGUGGUGGGGCGCCGCCAGGUUUGUGUGAGGCGCGCGGAGGUGGCAGAGCAGAGGGUCGCCAUGGGCAGCUCCAGCAGCGGAGGGCGGGAGUGGCUGUGACAGGCUCCGCCUGGGUUAGCAUCGCCUCCUGUGCCUCGUUUGAGCCCAUGAAGAGGAAUAGUGACACCAUAGACUUCAUUGCCGCCUCUUUCUCCUGCCAGUAUGGGUAAAUAAUCCGCCAUUGACUUUGAAAUGGGAUUUGAAAUAGGAAAGGGCUGUCCAGGCCAUGCAUCCUGAGGCUCCUGUCAGCCUCUGCCUUGUCCGUUGUUCUUGUUAGGUGUGCAUGUAGGCCACUCAACACAAGCACACUGUUACGCUGGUCUUCUUCAACCUGAGACUCCCUGCGCCUGUUGAGCCUUCAGGUGUGUUGCCUCUUCAUCAUCAUGGCUUCGGUGUGGAAAAGGCUGCAACGUGUUGGAAAACAUGCAUCCAAGUUCCAGUUUGUGGCCUCUUACCAGGAGUUGAUGGUUGAGUGCACCAAGAAAUGGCAACCAGAUAAAUUGGUGGUGGUUUGGACAAGAAGAAGUCGUAGAAAAUCUUCUAAGGCUCAUAGCUGGCAGCCAGGAAUAAAAAAUCCAUACCGUGGUGUUGUUGUGUGGCCUGUUCCAGAAAACAUUGAAAUCACUGUGACACUUUUCAAGGAUCCUCAUGCUGAGGAAUUUGAAGACAAAGAAUGGACAUUUGUAAUAGAAAAUGAAUCUCCUUCUGGACGCCGGAAAGCUCUUGCUACGAGCAAUAUUAACAUGAAGCAAUACGCCAGUCCCAUGCCUACCCAGACUGAUGUCAAGUUGAAAUUCAAGCCUUUGUCUAAGAAAGUUAUAUCUGCCACCCUGCAGUUCUCUUUAUCAUGUAUUUUUCUGAGGGAAGGAAAAGCAACGGAUGAAGACAUGCAAAGCCUGGCAAGUCUGAUGAGUAUGAAGCAAGCAGAUAUUGGAAAUUUAGAUGAUUUUGAAGAAGAUAAUGAAGAUGAUGAAGAAAACAGAGUGAACCAGGAAGAAAAGGCUGCAAAAAUUACCGAAUUUGUAAACCAGUUGAAUGCUCUGAGCAGCUUAGAUGAAGAUCAAGACGACUGCAUAAAGCACGCAAAUAUGCUUUCAGCUAAAUCAGCCAGUUCCUCUGAAGAACUUAUCAACAAGCUUAAUUUCCUGGAUGAAGAGGAUGAAGAUUUAGCCAAUUCCUGUUCAAAUCCAUUUGUAGAUUCUGACACAAUGGAUCUAAACCCCUUUGAAGACCCUGAUAUGGAAGAUUAUAUAGAUCAAUUUCAGUCUGGUUUCAAGCCUGGAUAUGGAACAGACACAGCCUUAGUCACCUUGGUGGAUGACCUAUACGAGGAACUGGACAGAUCAAACCCAUUUUAUGAACCAAAAUCAAGUGCUGCUUUAAAUAAUCAAGUUACUUCACUACAAGAAAUGGAAAGGAAGAUGAAAAGAAAAGCUCCUGAGCCACCAGUCCCCUCACCAAAGACAGAAAGGGAAACAAGUGAGAACACGUCCGCUUUUCAUGCAAUGAAAGAUCUUUCUUCUUCUCCCAAGCAAAGCCCAAUACCAAGUCCUGUUUUGGGGAAGAAGCCAAAUGCAAGUCAGUCACUGCUUACUUGGUGCAAAGAAGUUACAAAAAACUAUAGGGGAGUAAAAAUCACCAACUUCACUACAUCCUGGCGGAAUGGAUUAUCCUUUUGUGCAAUAUUACACCAUUUUAGGCCUGACCUAAUUGACUACAAGUCCCUGAAUCCUCAAGAUAUUAAGGAGAACAACAAAAAGGCCUAUGAUGGAUUCGCCAGUUUAGGAAUAUCUCGGCUACUAGAACCUUCUGAUAUGGUUUUGUUAGCAAUUCCUGACAAACUUUCUGUUAUGACCUAUCUUUAUCAAAUACGGGCACAUUUCAGUGGACAGGAGCUAAAUGUUGUUCAGAUCGAAGAGAACAGCAGCAAAAGCACAUACAAAGUGGGCAACUAUGAAACAGACCCAAACAGUUCUGUGGAUCAGGAAAAGUUCUAUGCAGAACUUAAUGACCUAAAACGAGAACCAGAACAACAGCAGGCUGAAGGAAGCUUGCCUGGCUUUGUUUUUGAUGACUCUGUACUUCACAAUCACAGUGGAGUUAUGGAGUCAAAUAUUGAGCACCAAACUUCACAUCAGCAUCAAGCAGGAGAUGAUAAUCUUGGCCCAUGUGUGACAUCCCCUUCCUCUCAUAGGACUAGCAGUGAUAUAGGCCAACAAAAAAUCCAAGAGAACAUGGGAAGGGCUUCUGAAUAUGAGGAAACUGAGAAAAGCAGUACGACGCAAGCACCGCCUUUGUUGGGAAGGAAGAAACUACUAAAAGUAGAUACUCUGGAUCUUAGUGAUUUGGCACAGGUCAGUGAUCCAAAAAGGGACACAUUCCCAAUGUUAUGUGAAGACACUGACAAGAAAGGACAAAAAAAUUGUGGGACUACCGUUAAUUUUUCAGAACCAGAAAACCAUGGACGCCCAGAUGUUAAAGAAAGUGGGAAACUGGAUUCUGAAUCGCAUGUUCAAAAAUCUGACUUAGAAGCAGAAAGUAAAUCUGGAUAUUUCCACAAUAGGAAUGAGGAUAGUGAUAAAAAAUCCCAUUCAUCUGAGAGGCAAACAGAGGCUAACUCAGAUUUUGAGACCAAGACAAUUCUACGACCAAUAGAUCUACCUGCAAAAACCGCACAGCAACGAAUGUUAUCAAGACAGGAAGAAUUAAAAGAACGGGCAAGAAUCCUACUUGAACAGGCAAGAAGAGAUGCAGCCUUAAAGGCAGGAAACAGACAAUUGUCCAGCUCAACAACAUCAGGACGCUCCAAACAACUGAAUGAUCAGCAAGAUGAAGAGCGGCGUCGGCAGCUGAGAGAGAGAGCUCGUCAGCUAAUAGCAGAAGCUCGAUCUGGAGUGAAGAUGUCAGAACUUCCUAGCUACAGUGAAAUGGCUGCAGAAAAGUUGAAAGAAAGGUCAAUGGCAUCUGGAGAUGGGAAUCAAAAUGAUAAUACUGAGAUAGUUACUAAUGAGAAGAUUCCUGAAUGCACUGUUACCGGUGGUGGUGGUGGUGAAGAUCAACAUACUAACCUAGAAAAUGACCUUGAUUCUGAUGAACAGAACAGUAAGUUGGCGGAUUUGAAGCUGAAGAAGCUCCUAGAAACUCAACCACAAGUGGCAAAUUCACUUUCCAGUGCUGCUCAGAAAACAGCUGUUGAUAGCAUGGAGCAAGAGUUUAAGAAUGACACAGAAGAGUUUCGUGCUGAGAGGUUACAAAAAGCAACAGAACGGUUUAGAAAUCCUGUUGUGUUCAGCAAGGAUUCCACAGUCAGAAAAACUCAGCUUCAGUCAUUCAGUCAAUAUGUUGAAAACAGACCAGAGAUGAAAAGGCAGAGAUCAAUACAGGAAGAUACAAAAGGAGGAAAUGAGGAGAAGGCAGCGAUAACUGAAACUCAGAGGAAGCCAUCAGAAGAUGAAGUGCUUAAUAAAGGGUUCAAAGACACCAGUCAGUAUGUUGUAGGAGAAUUGGCAGCACUAGAGAAUGAGCAAAAGCAAAUUGACACCCGUGCCGCGCUGGUGGAGAAGCGCCUUCGCUAUCUCAUGGACACAGGAAGAAACACUGAAGAAGAGGAAGCUAUGAUGCAGGAAUGGUUCAUGCUAGUCAACAAGAAAAAUGCCUUAAUAAGAAGAAUGAAUCAGCUCUCCCUCUUGGAAAAAGAACAUGACCUAGAAAGAAGGUACGAACUGCUGAACAGAGAGCUAAGAGCAAUGCUUGCCAUUGAAGACUGGCAAAAGACCGAAGCCCAGAAGAGGCGAGAGCAGCUUUUGCUGGAUGAACUUGUUAUUCUUGUUAAUAAACGUGACGCUUUGGUCAGAGAUUUGGAUGCCCAAGAAAAACAAGCUGAAGAAGAAGAUGAGCAUUUGGAAAGGACUCUCGAACAAAGCAAAGGAAAGAUGGCUAAGAAAGAAGAGAAAUGUGUCCUUCAGUGAUCAGCCUCCACUGAGCAAGCCAUGUGUCAUGUUUUAUCAUCUAACCUUUCUUUCAUGUUGGAAAUACUGACACCAAGACGUGAAGAAGGACGUUUCAGAAACUGCUGAAGCAUUUGGCUAGACCAGCUUUUUUUACCCGAAUUGUUUUCCGAUCCUUCCUUCCUUCCCCUGCCCUCUCCUCCUUCCAUUGAAGCAAUAUUACUUCAGAACUAGCUCUUCACUGGAAUUGACUUGCAGGGUUUAGGCAUAAUUACUUUAAGUAGGUUUGCAUCCCAGUGUUGCCACUUGGCAAGUGUUUGUUGCGGGAAGAACUUACAAAUGCAUACUUCUGCGUAAUAAUAGCUUUGCAGAGCGGAGGAGGAGGAGGAGGAGAAGAACCCAUUUUGCAUUGUUUCAUGUAGUCCUGCCAUGUGUAAUAUGUAAUACGCUACCUAAAAGUUUUAUAGUUAGAUCAUACUCAGACCAUUGAUUAUUACGGCGUGCUAUACUUACCGAUGUUCCUUUCGGACGCAGUUUUACUUUUAUUGUAAGUAUCCACUUUUAAGGCUUUCUUGUGCGCUCAGAGAGCAGUUCUUUUUAACCUAUACGCUGCAAGGACCUUGCAAGCUAAAGAAGUGAUUGUAAUAAUAAGAUUACUGAGGUGUAAUCAGUUUACAAAAAUGUUCUUCUUUAGAAGCAAUCCCGGUUUUUUUCCUAUUAAUUAUUUAUUUACCAUUUAUAGAUUUGCUCCCCUUCAUUUUGUUGGACCUCGGCAUUCUGGAUCCACAAUGCUAUUAAUAUUUAUUCUGUAUCCAUGGGGGGGGGGGUGUCUGUCUUGCCAUUGUUUGUGACAACAACAACAACAACAACAACAACCACAAAAGACCCUUGCCAGUUAAUAUAUCUUUCUCGGAUGUCCUGCUCAUUUUUUUGUGGAAACGGUUAUGUUUAUUUAUUACAAUACCAAGUUGUGUACAUAUUUUCAAUAAAGCUGGAUCUUUCUUAUCUUAA
Sceloporus undulatus (fence lizard) is the source of this 5013-nucleotide messenger RNA. RefSeq names its product EH domain binding protein 1 (gene EHBP1). The coding region runs from base 439 to 4023 and encodes 1194 amino acids. The transcript has 25 exons. Gene Ontology annotation, molecular function: protein binding. The record is from RefSeq and is a predicted model, not a curated record. Lineage: Eukaryota; Metazoa; Chordata; Lepidosauria; Squamata; Phrynosomatidae.